Molecule: messenger RNA, 612 nt
Organism: Quercus robur (English oak)
Lineage: Eukaryota; Viridiplantae; Streptophyta; Magnoliopsida; Fagales; Fagaceae
Product: chalcone synthase-like
Exons: 2
Coding region: 1-612 (203 amino acids)
Biological process (GO): polyketide biosynthetic process
Molecular function (GO): acyltransferase activity, transferring groups other than amino-acyl groups
Source: RefSeq, a predicted model, not a curated record
AUGGCGUUAGUUGGAAGUCUUAGAGAAGCACAAAGUGCAAAGGGCCCAACCACAAUAUUGGCCAUUGCCAUAGUGAAUUCAGAAAAUAUUUUCUACCAAAAAGACUAUCUGGAUUUCUACUUCCGCGUGACAAAGAGCGAGCACAAGAUAAGUCUAAAAGAAAAGCUCAAGCACAUAUGUGAGAAUUCAGCAAUAAGAAAAUGUCAUUUCUACCUUACUGAGGAGAUUCUAAAGGCAAAUCCGAAGAUUUGUACUUAUAAUGCCCCAUCUCUUGAUGCAAGCCAAGACAUGGUGGUUCUUGGGGUACCAAAGCUUGGCAAAGAAGUAGCAUUGAAAGCUAUCAAAGAAUGGGGCCAACCCAUCUCAAGGAACACCCACCUUAUAUUCUCCACAUCUGCUAGUGUGGACAUGCUUGGUGCUAAUUUUCAACUCACCAAGCUCCUUGGACUUAAUCCAAACAUAAACAGGUUCAUGAUCUAUCAACAAGGCUGUUAUGCAAGUGGGACUUGUCUUCGCCUUGCUAAAGAUCUUGCAAAGAACAAUGUAGAUGCACGAGUUCUCGUGAUGUGCACUGAGAUCAUAGCUAUGUUUUCUCCUAUAAAGCAUGGGUGA